Messenger RNA from Cuscuta campestris, 1947 nucleotides. The record is from the annotation of a GenBank genome assembly. NCBI's taxonomy places the organism in Eukaryota, Viridiplantae, Streptophyta, Magnoliopsida, Solanales, Convolvulaceae.
CUAAAAAAUGAAAGUGGUCCCACGUUAUUGUGUUCACUUUAUUUCCCUUUUUUUUGCUACAAAAAGACGCCAAAAGCCUAAUAUAGUUUGCUUCAACUCACGACGUACUCUCCGUAACAACAAUUUCAGUACCACAGAAAAUGGGCCACCCCGUAAUCGGAAAGGAGCCCGGAGAAUCUUCCCGCCGGCAAAUCCUCCAUGACGAUGACGUCACGUCUAAACCACGCAGGUCAACCGCCAAGCUCAUCCUCGUAUUGGCCGCCGUCCUCAUUACCGCCUCCGCCGUCUCCGUGGGUGUUUUGGUCGGUACACGUGGCAAGUCCGCCUCCAGGAACAGAGUAACCUCCAAGCCUAGCCGAGCCAUGUCCCGAACCUGCAGCAAGACUCUGUACCCGAGCCUCUGCCUCCGCUCGUUCCUCGACUUCCCCGGCUCCACCGCCGCGUCGGAGGCGGAAUUGGUCCACAUUUCCGUGAACGUGUCCCUCCGGCAGGCCGCGGCGGCGGUCAACGCGAUCAACGACGUCAACAAUCUUGAGAUGGACACUCUGGUCCGGUCCGCUUACGCGGAUUGUCUCGAGCUGCUCGACGACUCGGUUGACCUCCUUGACCGCUCCCUGAACGCCCUCCGGUCGGGAGGAAGCUCCCCGGACGAUGUCGCCACGUGGCUGAGCGCCGCUCUCACCAAUCACGACACGUGUUCGGAGGGAUUCUCGGGCGUCAGUAACGGGACGGUGAAGGACAGCGUGGCGGAAAGGAUGAAGGACAUGACGGAGCUGGUGAGCAACUCACUGGCGAUCUUCGCCUCCACGGACGGCGGCGGUGAGUUCGCCGGCGUGCCAAUAGGGAAUCGCCGCCGGCGCAAACUCCUGGAACAGGGGGAGUUCCCGGAAUGGUUGUCGGAGAGUGAUCGGAAAUUGCUAAGCAUGCCGGUUUCCCCUAUUCGAGCAGAUAUAAUUGUGGCUAAGGACGGAAGCGGGACGGUGAAGACGAUCGGCGAGGCGAUAAAGAAGGUGCCGGAGCACAGCACUCGCCGGACCAUUAUUUACAUUAAGGAAGGAGUGUACGAAGAGCACAAUACUCUGAAAAUUGGGAAGAAGAAAACAAACGUGAUGUUAGUUGGAGAUGGGAAGGGCAAGACGGUCAUUUCCGGCAGCAAAAGUGUUGCUCAACAGCUCACCACCUUCCACACCGCGUCUUUUGCUGCAACUGGACGUGGAUUCAUAGCUAAAGACAUCACAUUCCAAAACACGGCGGGUCCGGUGAAGCAUCAAGCGGUGGCCCUCCGAAUUGGAGCUGACCACGCCGUAGUUUAUCGUUGCCAAAUCAUUGGAUACCAGGACACCCUCUACGUCCACUCCCAGCGCCAGUUCUACCGGGAAUGCGACAUAUACGGAACCGUCGAUUUCAUCUUUGGCAACGCCGCGGUUGUCAUCCAGAAAUGCCACAUUUACGCCAGAAAGCCCUUGCCCGGCCAGAAGAACACCAUCACGGCCCAAAACCGAAAAGACCCGAACCAGAUCACCGGGAUAUCCAUCCACGCCAGUAAUAUUCUGGCAACCCCGGACCUGGAGGCGUCCAAGGGCACCUUCCCUACGUUUUUAGGGCGACCCUGGAAGAUGUACUCGAGGACGGUGUACAUGUUGUGCUACAUCGGGGACCAUGUCGACCCUAGGGGAUGGCUUGAAUGGAGUGGGGACUUUGCACUCUCCACAUUGUACUAUGGAGAGUACAUGAACAAUGGACCGGGUGCCGGUUUAGCCCAGCGUGUGACUUGGCCAGGUUAUCGAGUCAUCAAGCUGGAGACUGAAGCAAGUAGGUUCACUGUUUCUCACCUAAUCUCGGGCUCGUCUUGGUUGCCGUCUACAGGAGUGGCUUUCUUGUCUGGACUUAAUACAUGACGACCAUAUAUAUUUAUAUAUUCUCUGCGCAUACAUACAUAAUUAAUAU